This is a messenger RNA of Pelagomonas calceolata, 1162 nucleotides long. The record is from the annotation of a GenBank genome assembly. NCBI's taxonomy places the organism in Eukaryota, Pelagophyceae, Pelagomonadales, Pelagomonadaceae.
ACUCUGGCACGGCUCAGAGCAUCACACAAAAGUCCGCCACAGCGUCCCAAUAUCCAGCCGCACAUUGAAAAGCGUGUGUCAACGGCAAGUUCGCAGUCUUCCCGCUCCCUCCAGCGCUUGUCCGCUCUCGAAACGCCUGCGUGGAGCGCGCACAAGCCCAAUCUCGCAAAAUCGGCCUUCUCCCAAUGUUUCCGCGUCCCCCCGCCACCGCGCGGGCCUGCCCGGCUCGCAGCAGGGCUGAUCGGUCUCGAACCCCGGUUUGACCGCUACGCGGCGCCCCUCGACGUCGUUCACACAUUUAUUUGGCCGGCUUUGUGCGUCGGAAAAAAACACCGGCCUCUCACGCGGUACCGAGGGCAGACCGCGCGACCGCCGUCAAUUGAGAGACAGCCCUUGUUCACACAAACACGCCUGUAGACGCUGCGCGCGCACGGACGAGUUAUUAACCCGUACGCCCUUCGCAGAUAAUCACGCGGACGAGCACUUCGUCCGCUUCCACAAAACGCACAAAAACUCACCUCAACUAGAUCAUGGCGAAGAAAGGUUUAAAGUCCGCGUCAUGAUCAACCGCGUGCCCUCGCACUGCGCCUCGCGUCCGAGGACGGUGCGGUCCGAUGGCCGCCGGCGACCUCGAGACGACGCCCGUGGCCCGCCGCGGACCGCCGACGCCGUCCCGCCGACGCCGUUGGCGCCCCUCCCCAUGCGGGCGCUGCCCGCCACGCGGGCGCUGCCGCUGGAGAGAGUGAGAGUGAGCGGCGCUCUCCGUGCUUUCGACCGCGACGACUCACGCCUCUGUUCCCACGCAGUCAAGCAAGUGUUCGUCCAGGAGUCGCAGCUCCGCAAGAGCACGCGCCCGCGUCCUGCUUCACCACGGUCCCUUCACAUCGACCCGCGGUCGCCGUCGACGCGAUGUAAGCGCGUCUGCUCGACGGCGUGGAGGCCGGCCUACGCCGUCGCCGCGGCUUCGUGCCAGUGGUCGCGUCUGGUCGUCCCGGUGGCCGCGCCUGCUCGAUGGCGUGGAGAGAUACGCGUACGAUAUCUCGACGUCGCCGCGUGGCCGCAUCUAACUUCGAGCUGCCCUCGCAGAGGAAAAAAAGAAGAUCGACAAGGCGCGCGCCAUGAUCGAGUACCACAAGUGCCGCGUCAGCUCGUUCUCCAAUUG